This is a messenger RNA of Aspergillus japonicus CBS 114.51, 597 nucleotides long. RefSeq names its product HIT family protein. Gene Ontology annotation, biological process: nucleotide metabolic process. Gene Ontology annotation, molecular function: catalytic activity. The transcript is spliced from 5 exons. The record is from RefSeq and is a predicted model, not a curated record. The coding region runs from base 103 to 507 and encodes 134 amino acids. NCBI's taxonomy places the organism in Eukaryota, Fungi, Ascomycota, Eurotiomycetes, Eurotiales, Aspergillaceae.
CUUCAGACCAGACUUGCUUGACCCCGCAUUCUGUCAUCACGACUCUUGCUCCCAAACAACUCCACGCAUUCCGAGCUUCGCACUCCGCGCAUAUACAGCAAAAUGUCUGCGGCCUGUAUCUUCUGCAAGAUCAUCAAGGGUGAUAUCCCUUCGUUCAAGCUCUUCGAGAGCGACAAGGUCUUCGCCUUCCUUGACAUCCAGCCCCUUAGCAAGGGCCACGCGCUCGUCAUCCCCAAGUACCACGGAGCGAAGCUCACCGACAUCCCCGACGACCACCUCCAAGAACUCCUGCCCGUAGCGAAGAAGAUCGCUCAAGCCGUCGGCGCCACGGACUUCAACAUCCUCCAGAACAACGGCCGCAUAGCGCACCAGGUCGUUGACCAUGUUCACUUCCACAUGAUCCCCAAGCCCAACGAGACCGAGGGACUCGGCAUCCACUGGCCCACUCAGGAGACGGACAUGGACAAGCUCAAGGCUCUGUACGAGGAGGUCAAGGCUAGAAUGUAGAUGGGUUGUAAGCUAGUAGUCUGAUAGGAUAACAUGUGUCCAUCCAACCACCGCGCAGAACUGCACGGCCGUCCCUAAGCUCUAUGUCAA